AUGUUCAGUUCAAGCGCCAAAAUUGUCAAGCCUAAUGGCGAAAAGCCAGACGAGUUUGAGUCUGGCAUUUCCCAGGCUCUGCUGGAGUUGGAGAUGAACUCUGACCUUAAAGCUCAACUAAGGGAAUUAAACAUUACUGCAGCAAAGGAAAUUGAAGUCGGGGGUGGUAGAAAAGCAAUAAUCAUCUUCGUUCCAGUCCCUCAGCUGAAAUCUUUCCAGAAGAUCCAAGUUAGGCUGGUGCGCGAGCUGGAAAAGAAGUUCAGCGGCAAGCACGUUGUCUUCAUUGCUCAGAGAAGGAUUCUGCCCAAACCAACAAGAAAAAGCCGCACAAAAAACAAGCAAAAGCGUCCCAGAAGCCGUACUCUGACCGCAGUACAUGAUGCCAUCCUUGAAGAUUUAGUGUACCCAAGUGAAAUUGUGGGCAAGAGAAUCCGUGUGAAGUUGGACGGCAGUCGGCUUAUUAAAGUCCAUUUGGACAAAGCACAACAGAACAAUGUUGAACACAAGGUUGAAACAUUUUCUGGUGUCUACAAGAAACUCACAGGCAAAGAUGUGAUUUUUGAAUUCCCAGAAUUUCAGCUGUAA
This is a messenger RNA of Staurois parvus, 585 nucleotides long. The record is from the annotation of a GenBank genome assembly. Lineage: Eukaryota; Metazoa; Chordata; Amphibia; Anura; Ranidae.